This is a messenger RNA of Aureobasidium pullulans EXF-150, 1179 nucleotides long. RefSeq names its product WD40 repeat-like protein. Gene Ontology annotation, molecular function: protein binding. NCBI's taxonomy places the organism in Eukaryota, Fungi, Ascomycota, Dothideomycetes, Dothideales, Saccotheciaceae. The record is from RefSeq and is a predicted model, not a curated record. The transcript has 3 exons. The coding region runs from base 1 to 1179 and encodes 392 amino acids.
AUGACUUCAAUAAAUUCAAUACAAUCUCUGAUCCUGGACUUACCUCCAAGCUGCAUCGAGUUUUGCCCUGUAGCUCGUGACUACUUUGUGGUCGGUACAUACUUCCUCGAGAAGAAGGAGCAAGAAGCAACUGCGGAAGACACCACAGAAAACAAUAAUGACGAAGAGAGCGAGGAAGUGGAGAAGAAGCCUCAAACAAGAACAGGAUCAUUGAUUCUAUUCAAGGUUGAAGAUGAUAAAGCCAUCCAAGUCUCAACAACACAAACCCCCUACGCAAUCCUCGACAUCCAUUUCUCACCACACGACCCAACCCUUCUAGCCGUAGCAGGCAGCACAGGUUGCGUCCAACUCUUUAAUCUCCAAAGCACCGCUUCCUCAGCUUCUCUCUCCCCCCUCAGCACUUAUCAAUACUUCGGUCCCUCCACUCUAGUUCUUUCACUAGCUUGGCAUCCCACCAUGCAUUCUAUCCUAGGCGUCACCACAUCACCAGGACAGGUUUAUCUGGUAGAUACUUCACUUCCAGCAGCAGAGGUUGAGGGCACAGCGAAGGAAAUCCUAGCGCAUGAUCUAGAAGCCUGGACACUUUCCUUCUCUUCCUCAGGCACUUCAAUCUAUUCGGGAGGCGACGAUGCCACAUUACGCUUUUCCGGCCUUCCUGCGUCUCUCAACUCCACCAACACCACUACAUCGAACGAAGACGAUGAACAAGAGGAACAAGAAGAUCAACAAUACGUCCUCACAUGGCAAGACCGCCGCGCCCACAACGCAGGCGUGACAGCCAUCCUCCCUCUCCCCUCCGAACAAGAUAUCCUCAUCACAGGAAGUUACGACGAUAACAUCAGAGUCCUAUACGCUCCUUUACAGGGAAGAAAACAAGUACUCGCGGAAGAGAAUUUGGAAGGUGGGGUUUGGAGGUUGAAGAUGUUGAGGGCUGAGGGUGAGAAGUCGAGAUAUACUGUUUUGGCUAGUUGUAUGCAUGCGGGUGCUAGGAUUGUGGAGGUCAAGAAGGAUGAAGGGGGAGAGUGGACGAUUGAGGUGUUGGCCAAGUUUGAAGAGCACAAGAGUAUGAAUUAUGGUAGUGAUGUGCAGCCUGGGUCUGAAAAUGGUGGUGAGCAGACUAUCAUCUCGACGAGCUUUUACGAUAAACUGUUAUGCUUGUGGAGAUUCACUCUGCCUUGA